Messenger RNA from Phanerochaete carnosa HHB-10118-sp, 2925 nucleotides. RefSeq lists its product as uncharacterized. The coding region runs from base 1 to 2925 and encodes 974 amino acids. Lineage: Eukaryota; Fungi; Basidiomycota; Agaricomycetes; Polyporales; Phanerochaetaceae. The transcript has 17 exons. Gene Ontology annotation, biological process: phosphatidylinositol phosphate biosynthetic process; phosphatidylinositol-mediated signaling. Gene Ontology annotation, molecular function: 1-phosphatidylinositol 4-kinase activity. The record is from RefSeq and is a predicted model, not a curated record. Gene Ontology annotation, cellular component: cytoplasm; membrane.
AUGUCUCAUGCCUUGCUAUUACGCCUUUUUCUCUCGCCUUCCUUUUUUUCCGUCCAUGUUGCACUCCAAUAUCUUAGGAUUUAUGCGGACAACAUUGGAAUCACGUACUACCUCACGCGGAGGUUGAGGGAACUAGACACAAGUGAACUGCGUGAAGUGUGGGGUUUUAUAUGUCAUUUACUGGUCACUAGACCUUCCAAGUCGAGAGCACUAGAAUGCUUCGUGGUAGAAAUAUCUCAGAAGUCCACACAUAUAGCCAUGUUGACGCUAUGGUUCAUGCAUGCCCAUCUCAAAGAUCUCGCAGUGUCGCGUUAUGAUUCAGAGUCCUUCCACAUAUGCCAGCGCGUCCUGAACCAAUGUCACGAAACAAUUUACGGAGACCUACCUGCGUCCGGAACUCCGUAUUCAUCGCUCGAUCUACCGACACUUCCUGGCUUCCUUCGCAAGAAAGUGAAACCACAUAUCGAGCCCGCGCUAGUCGGCAUGGGCUUGAUUCUGGUCGCUGCACCGGCAAUGCCCGCACUUACUGGCAUUAUGGGCGAGGUAGCGAUCGAGCAAGGUCGCUUGGACGAUCAAGGCGAGGAUCUCCGAAGUUUGGACAACCCAGAUGGUAUUGUCCGGACGAAGUCCGACCGUUCGACAACUUCGCAGGACGAGAAAGACGAAGAUGAUCUCACGGACCCCGAGGACGAGAGUAGGAGAUCCCAUAGGGGCGGUAUGGCCGUGCGAAGGCAGACCAUCGCUGUGCAGACUAGCCCUGCUUUGCCUCUACAUAUUAGGGAUCCUAGGAAGUCAAGGCUUUCUGAAGAUCCGUUUGGUCAAAAUGAUCCGCCUCCAUCUGUCAUCGUCCCUUCUCCCUCCCCGUUCCAAUCCACCCCAACUUUCUCUCAGUCUAGACAUCUGCGACGCAACGGAAACAGCAUAACUUCGGCCGACAUACUGCUACGAAAAUACGAUCCAGAGGCACAGAAGUUCCUUUUACGGACACAUUUCUGUCGCUCAGAGAUUCAAUUUUUGCUGGCCCUCGAAAAUAUCUGCAAUCGGCUACUUGUUGUACCGAAGCCUGCCCGCGUCAGUGCUCUCAGAGCUGAGCUCACUGGUUUAAACCACAUGCUGCCCGCUGAGGUGUGCAUGCCUAUGUGGUGCUCUUCUUCUGACAAGCCCGACACAACAGCUGGAAUAGCGGAGCCACAUCACCGAAUAGUGCGCAUACCCCCUGGCGAGAGUGUCGUUCUCAACUCUGCAGAGCGAGCGCCGUACUUGCUCUUGAUCGAGAUACUCCAUGGUGAUCUCGAUUUCGAUCCAUUCAAGCGGAACAACAAGGAGGUCCUCAAGAAGAUCGUAGUCAAGGAGAAUGAGCGGAAGGGUGCCUCGCGAGAUCUCAUCACAUUCAAUGGGGCAGAGGGCGGCUCGGCGGAUGUUCCCAGUGUCCUUUCGCCGAUUAGCCCGUCAGAUGCUCCUGAAGAUGAAGAGGAGAUCGAUUUAGUCGAGCAGCUGUACGGGUCCAAUAACUCUCUGCGCGCUCGCUCGAUAGACCUGUCGGAAUCGAUAGUACUUCCGCCUGCGCCAAAGAACAAGGAACUCGACAACUUGACGUGGUCAUCUAUGCCAGCGAUACCGCUUCUUGUAGGCGCAGCGCCACGAAGAGCCGUGCCUUCGCAAACAACGGCACGUGUCUUGUCUUUAGACGAGUAUUCGGAACGCAUGAGGACCGCGGCAGUCAUGCUUGCCCAGCUGAAUGCAAAUCUAGUGCGAGAGCCCGUCCAGAACCCCGGCGAGUCCAGUAUCCCUGUGCAUCCUUCCAAUGCAUCGAUGCGCAUGAAACUCCAGCCUGCCGAGGCUGCCGCCAUUCGAAAUCGCAUCAUGAACGAAAUGCUGGCUCUUGAAGAGGAGCGGAUGGAGCGUAUGCGCGAGAAUCGUGUGGGAGAGGGCACGCUUAGGAUCGGUGAUGUCGGUGGAAGCAUGAAGACGGCGGAAGACGAGGGUAUCAUUCGGCGCGAGCUUAGCAAGGCUGACCCGUCUGCAGUUGUUGUCGGAGAGUCUUGGGCAGCGAAGAAGAGUCGAAUACGACACGCCUCUCCAUAUGGUCAUUUAGCGAGUUGGGACUGUGUGUCAGUCAUUGUCAAAACAGGCGGUGACCUACGACAGGAACAGCUUGCAGUGCAACUAAUUCAGGAGUUUGAAAACAUCUGGAAGGACGAGAAUUGCGCCUGCUGGGUGCGAUACUUUAGGAUCUUAAUCACAGGCAACAACUCCGGAUUGAUUGAGACCAUUACGGACGCUGUCUCCAUCCACUCUAUCAAAAAGGCAGAGUACGCUCGCCGACUGGCAAGCGGUCGGUUAGGCCACGUAACGUUGUUCGACCACUUCAAGAGCGCCUACGGUGACCCAGUGUCCGCAAAAUUUGUCCGAGCGCAGCGGAAUUUUGCUAAGUCACUAGCGGGCUACUCGGUCGUCACGUAUCUCCUCCAAAUCAAAGACCGGCAUAACGGAAAUAUCCUCGUUGAUCGGGGCGGUCACCUCAUCCACAUCGACUUCGGCUUCAUGUUGUCGAACUCACCGGGGAAUAUUGGCUUUGAAGCUGCGCCGUUCAAGCUGCCGCUGGAGUACAUAGAGGUCCUUGGCGGUAUUGAUGGUGAGGCUUACAAAGAAUUCAAGCGAUUGUUCAAGGAGGGAUUCGAAGCUGCGAGGAAGCACUGCGAUCGGAUCGUCACUUUGGUCGAACUCAUGCAGAAGGACUCGACGCUUCCGUGCUUCGCUGCACUCGGCGAGCAAACAGCACAGCAGCUGCGGGACCGCUUCCAACAGGGCCUCACACAGUCGGCAGUCGAGGAGCAUGUCCAGCGUUUGAUUGAUACCUCUGUUGGGUCUAACUGGACUAGGCUGUACGAUUCAUAUCAAUAUUAUUCACAGUCUAUUUUAUGA